AUGUCGGUCGGCAAAUUAGGCGAGUUUAACCUCAGUUCGGGUACGUGGAGUACCUAUAUCGAUCGAAUGGAGCAAUAUUUUCUUGCCAACGACGUGAAACCUAACCUACAAGUACCUACGUUGCUCGCGUGUGUAGGUGACGCAACAUACGAACUGAUGGUGGAUUUGUGUUCUCCAAAGAAGCCUGGUGAGAUGACAUUUAGUGAAUUGGUCCACCUUGUGAAAAAACACAUUCAGCCAACGCCAUCGAUUCUCGCGGAGAGAUAUAAAUUUCGGAAACGAGUACAGGCUCAGAGCGAAUCGGUGGCUCAGUUCGCAGCAGCUUUGAAACACUUAGCCAGAGAUUGCGAUUGUAAGGAUAACCUAGAGGAGAACUUGAGAGACCAGUUUGUAUGUGGCCUAUACAGUGAAACUUCACGACAAAGGUUAUUCUGCGAGGAUAGCGUGACCUUCGCGUCGGCCUUCAAAAAGGCCGUUGCGUUGGAAGCAGCCGCGAAUGACGCUGCGGCAGUCGAACAACGGACGACGACGGACGGCGCGGUGCAUGCGGUGCACGCGCAGGGGGCGCGCCCACCGCGUCCCGACGGCGCCGCGCGCGCGGAGUCGCGGCGGCGUUACGAAGGUUCUGGAAGUAGGGGCCGUCAUGCAAGUGGGCUAAAUAGUCGACAGAAGACCGGAGCGUGUCUGUGUUGUGGAAGCAGAGACCACACUAGGCCGGACUGCCGCUAUCAGAACUUUACUUGCAGGGUCUGCCUGAGGCCUGGACAUCUGCAGCGCGUAUGCCCUAGUGCGGGACGGAAAGCGGAGGGUCAAGUCCUCCGGCUAGAUACAGCACAUCGAGUGGAAGGGAUAGAACGUAGCGGUGACAGUGACGGCGAACGUGAGAACUCGGCUGGGUAUUAUGAUGACGAAGGAGUCGGAGGCCCCAGCGGGCUUUACAUGGUACGACUGACGGGAUCGGAUCCGGUAGUGGCCGAAGUGACCGUGGCGAAUAGACGGCUGGCCAUGCAUGUGGAUACCGGUUCGCCUAUAUCAUGUAUAAGUGACAAAAUAUAUGCGGAGAUGUUUUCGAAAUACAAGGUACAUGAUAAUAGUUACAAGCUAAAAGGCUAUGACGGAAGUGAUAUUAAAUGUGUCGGUUAUAUCAUAGUGCCCGUUAAGUAUGGCCUUAUCAGUGAAAACCUUAAAUUAUACAUAAUUCUUAAAGGCGCGGUGCCUUUGCUAGGCAGGGAGUGGUUAAUAAAGUUGCGUAUGAGUAUUACAGUGCCUAAAUCGGUCCUCGCUAUCGGUAAGGAAAAAUGUGGCGGAUUCGAUAAAAAUAAGUUUAUAAGUGAGUACCCGGGAGUGUUCAGUGGCAAGCUGGGCCGGCUGCGCAGCCAGUGCGCCACGCUGCGCGUGCGGGAGGACGCGCGGCCGGUGUUCCGGCGCGCGCGGCCGCUCCCGCUCGCGCUGCGCGGGGACGUCGACGCCGAGCUUCAGCGCAUGGAAUCUGCAGGUAUUAUAGAACCCGUACCAUCCUCAGACUGGGCCUCGUGUUUAGUAGUAGUUUUAAAGAACAAUGGUUCCUUAAGGAUUUGUGGAGAUUACAAAAGCACGGUAAAUCCGAUGCUUGAAAUUGAUAAGUAUCCGUUACCUAGGUCCGAGGUAUUGUUUAAUAACUUAAACGGGGGGAAAAGGUUCACUAAAAUCGAUUUAUCGGAAGCGUAUAGCCAGGUAACCUUAGAUGAGUCCAAGAAAUAUACCGUCGUUAAUACCCACCGGGGUUUAUAUGUUUACAAUAGGCUGGUUUACGGAUUAUCGUCAGCUCCGUCGAUUUUCCAGCGUAUUAUGGAGCAAGUGGUAGCUGGAAUCCCUAACGUUUCAGUUUUUUUAGAUGACAUUCUUAUUACCGGUAAAACGGAAGAAGAACAUGAAAAAAACUUACAUGCAGUGUUUAAAAGGUUGGAGGAAGAGGGUCUUACAGUCCGGCAAGAGAAAUGUUUUUUCUUUGAAAAAGAAGUCAGUUAUUUGGGGUUUAUUAUAUCGGAACACGGGAUUAGGACGGACGAUAAAAAGAUUGAAGCGGUAGUUAGGGCACCGAAACCGAGUAACGUGUCAGAGUUAAAAUCUUUUCUCGGAAUGGUUAACUUUUAUUCUAAAUUCAUUAAAAAUAUAUCUAUUUUAUUAGCCCCUCUAUACACAUUGUUAAAAAAAGAUGUCGAAUGGAAGUGGAGUGAGGAACAAGACAAGGCGUUCCAGGAUAUUAAGGUAGCUCUAACCAGUUGUCCGGUUUUGAUGCAUUACGACGAGCGGUUACCACUUAUUGUGUCGUGUGACGCGAGCGCGCGCGGGGUGGGCGCGGUGUUGUCGCAGCGCGGGGAGGACGGCGAACGGCCCGUCUCAUACGCGUCUCGCACGCUUAGCUCGGCGGAGGCUAACUAUAGUCAGAUCCAACGGGAAGCACUGGCGAUAGUAUUUGCGGUUAAAAAAUUCCAUACGUAUCUUUACGGUCGUAGGUUUAUUUUGCGUACUGACCAUCAACCGUUGAUAGCCAUUUUCGGUUCAAAAAAAGACAUCCCGCAAAUGGCGUCGGGGCGGUUAAUUCGAUGGGCUAUUUUACUGUCGGGUUACCAGUACGACAUCGAGUAUGUUCAAUCUAAAGAGAAUAAUGCCGAUGCCUUAUCUAGAUUACCAAUACAAGCACCGGGAGGUAAUAACGACGCGAACACGUUUAUUAAAUUUAUUGAAAAUAGAUUCCCAAUUGAUUCGAGUCAGAUUAGGAUAGAAUCAGCAAAAGAUAAAAAUAUAUCUAGAGUAUUGGAGUUUGUGAGGACGGGCUGGCCCAAAUCGGGUUUUAAAGAAGCGGACCGAGAAAUGAGCGCAUAUUGGCGGCGUCGCGAUGAGCUAUAUGUCGAGAAUGGAUGUUUGAUGUGGGGCUGCCGCGUGGUCGUGCCCCUGGCGCUGCGGCCCGCGGUGUUGGCCGAGCUGCAUGGCUCACAUUUAGGUAUGGUUAAAUGCAAAGGGCUCGCGCGAAGCUUUGUGUUUUGGCCCGGUCUAGAUAACGACCUGGAACGGAUGUGUUCAGCGUGUCGGACGUGUGGAGACGUUGCGGAUUUGCCACCGAAAAGCCCAUUGGUACCGUGGUCGUGGCCAUCCAGUCCAUUUGAGCGGGUUCAUAUAGAUUUUUUUGAAUUUAAAAAGGUUUCCUACUUAAUUUUAGUUGACGCACACUCUAAAUGGCUCGAAGUCGUACCUAUGUCUACUACGACUGCGGCAAAUACGAUCUUAAAAUUGAAGGAGAUAUUUUCCCGUUUUGGACUUUGCAAGAUCCUGGUAAGUGACAACGGCCCGCAACUGUCCAGCGAAGAAUUUUCUUCAUUUUUGAAAAACAAUGGUAUUAAACAUAUUACGUCCGCGCCAUAUCACCCUUCUUCUAACGGAGAAGCGGAAAACGCUGUUCGAACGGUUAAAAGGGCUCUAAAAAAAGCGGAAGCUGAAAAAAUUAACAUAAAUAGUUUUUUGCAAAGAUUUCUUCUUGAUUACCGUAAUAGUAUCCAUGGUACUACCGGGGAAACACCUGCGAGAUUGAUGUUUGGACGUCACCUUAGAUCGCGUUUAGACCUAUUAAAAUCGGGAGCUGUGGAAUCGGUAUCGGAUCGGUUGCAAAAAAGAGCACUGGCAAAAGGCGGAACUGAAAGGGUUUGGGUAGAAGGAGAUAAAGUAUGGGCUCAAGACUUUCGCAAGAAUAAAAGGUGGUGUACAGCGAUAAUUAAGAGUAGGAGGGGACGAAAUAUGUACGAGGUUGAGACUGAGGAUGGUUUGCGAUGGACGCGACAUGCAGAUCAAUUGCGUUCUAGUUCGGCGGAGACUAGUCGAGAUUCGACGUCGAGUAACAGUCGUGGUCACCCUACGGUAUCUGCUCAAGCGGCGUUAGCUGACUAUGAUAGCUGUUCGUGUUCGGGUAAUGAGGUUGACGACGACGGGGGCGAAUCUCGUACUGGAACAUCCCCGGUGCUAAAUAAACGGAACCGACGCCGACCAGUUCGGUUCGGUUAUGAUAAUAUUUGA
Messenger RNA from Maniola jurtina (meadow brown), 4047 nucleotides. RefSeq lists its product as uncharacterized. NCBI's taxonomy places the organism in Eukaryota, Metazoa, Arthropoda, Insecta, Lepidoptera, Nymphalidae. The coding region runs from base 1 to 4047 and encodes 1348 amino acids. Gene Ontology annotation, biological process: DNA integration. The record is from RefSeq and is a predicted model, not a curated record. Gene Ontology annotation, molecular function: nucleic acid binding; zinc ion binding. The transcript has a single exon.